AUGAGCGGUGCUUCCAAUGCAGUAGCAGGUGUGCCAUGUGGUGGAGAAAGUAUACUUCAUUCUGUUAACAGACUUAUGGAAUUGAAAGCACAAGGUGUGCAACAAGGUGAUCCCCUUGGACCCUUGCUUUUUGCUCUUAUACUUCAUCCUAUUAUGAACAAGAUUGCAUCUCAAUGUAGCCUUGACCUGCAGGCUUGGUAUUUGGAUGAUGGGACUAUCAUUGGAGACACUAUGGAAGUCUUAAAGGUUUUGAAUAUCAUCCAAUUUGAAGGAUUACACCGAGGUCUUCAUCUUAAUGUUCAUAAAACUGAACUUUUUUGGCCAGCUGCAGAUCCAAGAAGUUUUGACCCUGACGUUUUUCCUAACAACAUCAGUCGACCGUCUUCAGGUGUCAAAUUACUUGGUGGUCUGGUAAGCAUGGAUUUACAGUUUUGUAAUGAUAUGGUUAUGCAAAGGAUGAACAAGACAAUUCAGCUCAUGAAUAUUGUCAAGAAGCUUAAUGAUCCCCAAUGUGAAUUGUUGUUGUUGCGCAAUUUUUCUGGUGUUUCCAAACUAUACUUCACCAUGCGCACCACUUGCCCUCUGGCCUUAGAGAAAUCCAAAACUCACUUUGAUGAUCACCUUUAUCAAUACCUGAGGCAGUUAGUGACAGUUGAUGGUGCAGGCUUCGGACCAUUACAAUACAGGCUUGUAACUUUUCCAAUCAGGGAUGGCAGUCUUGGGAUUUACACCAUGUCAGAUACAACCCACUACUGCUACUUGGCUUCUCAAUUUCAGACGCAGUUUAUUCAGCGCAUCAUCCUGAGUAGCAUAACUUCAGCAGAACCAAGCCCCAUUAGUCAGCAGGCCUUGCAGACGUUCACCCAGGUUUGUGGUAUAACUUCUUCUUUGCUUAACUUUGAUAGUGCUUCCCCCCCAUCCAUGGAUUCCAUGCAUUCUCUGGAAGUAAUAUAUUUUGAAUCAGUGAAGAAACAGCUUCCCACCAAUUUCAAUAUGUCUACACGUGACUGUAUGUUGUGGCAAAGUAACAUAUUGAAACAUGCCCAAGAUUACUUGCUUGCUAUACCUAUAAGUGGUUUAAACCAAACACUUGGUCCUACACAGUUUCGAUGUAUACUUAGUUAUCGUCUUGGCAUUCCUCUUUUCCCCAAAGAUAGUCGAUGUACUAGCUGCAACAGGGAGAUGGAUAUAUAUGGUGACCACGCAUUACAUUGUGCCAGUGAGGUUGGCAAUAAAUUUAGGCAUGAUCUUGUACGUGAUAUUUUCGUAGACAUCUGUUUCAGAGCAGGGAUUUCAGCUAGAAAAGAGGCAUAA
Messenger RNA from Papaver somniferum (opium poppy), 1314 nucleotides. RefSeq lists its product as uncharacterized. The coding region runs from base 1 to 1314 and encodes 437 amino acids. The transcript has 3 exons. Lineage: Eukaryota; Viridiplantae; Streptophyta; Magnoliopsida; Ranunculales; Papaveraceae. The record is from RefSeq and is a predicted model, not a curated record.